AUGCCAAACUCCCAAACUCAACCUACUCAAGCUGAACUCAAACGGGCUUACACGAUAGUUACCCAAGAUUUAAGGCAAGCUUUGCUGAAAGCUCCAGUCGGUAAAACUGUCCGCUUCGGUAAACUAGGUUCUUUUAAAAAAACUGAAAACCAAAUUACUAGUCGCUUACAAAAUAAGAAAGUUAAUCAGCCGCCGACAGGCUUCCAACCAACCAAUAGUAGUCAGUUUCAAAACCAUAGCCAACCAGCUACUUUUAAUUCGCAAGAGCCAAAUACUCAAGCUACCCAGCCCAAAGGUCUCUUUCAAAUCCCUCCCGCUUUCCUCCAAUGGCUUCCUUUACUCCCCUUGCUCUUAGAACAAGCCACUGGACAAAAGAUACCGCCAAUGGGAGGAACGAUGGGAGAAAUCCAAAGUGUUUUACAGCAAGUACAGUUUAACCUUUCCCAAUUACUGAACAAGCAACAGCAAAUCUUUUCUCGCCUCGAAAGCUUAGAAAAUAAUGCCUCCAAUCAAUUGAAUAACCUUAGCCAACAAGUCGCUAGCACCAAUAAGUCUUUUCACUUAUUAGCCACCGAAACCAAGCGUAGUCUGGAAUUUAAUCCGCUUCCCCAACCCAAACUAGAGUGCCCUUCUGAAGAACUUAAUUACUAA
Molecule: messenger RNA, 651 nt
Organism: Entrophospora sp. SA101
Lineage: Eukaryota; Fungi; Glomeromycota; Glomeromycetes; Entrophosporales; Entrophosporaceae
Source: the annotation of a GenBank genome assembly